AUGCUCUCGGUAGGUGCUCUCAGGCCAGCGGUCACCUGGGCUGGAGGGUGGGCAUACAGCUUCGUCGGUCAACCUCCGUCUUCCGUCUCGGGCCUUACCUUGGGCGAAGAUCCGCUAGUAGACAGCCAGUUCGAGGAGCCGGCAAACCUGGACAUGAUGCCAGAGGCCGGGGCGGCGUACUCGCUAGUCCCAUUCUCGUCGUCCACCGCGCCGCCGUCUGCCGCAGUCAUCAUCAUCGCAACGAACCGCCUGGGCCUACAGGACAGUUGGUGGGACUGGUGGGAAGAAACAGCUCCACCUCGCGUCGGUGACCCCGGGAGCAGGAAGAGUAUCGAGGUCGGCACGGCCUGUCACUUUUGCUUCGGGAUAAUAGUCUGGGACGCAGCUCACAAACCGAGACAGGCCUAA
Colletotrichum higginsianum IMI 349063 is the source of this 408-nucleotide messenger RNA. RefSeq lists its product as uncharacterized. Bases 1 to 408 code for a protein of 135 amino acids. Lineage: Eukaryota; Fungi; Ascomycota; Sordariomycetes; Glomerellales; Glomerellaceae. The record is from RefSeq and is a predicted model, not a curated record. The transcript has a single exon.